Molecule: messenger RNA, 1089 nt
Organism: Aspergillus homomorphus CBS 101889
Lineage: Eukaryota; Fungi; Ascomycota; Eurotiomycetes; Eurotiales; Aspergillaceae
Product: putative GPI anchored protein
Exons: 2
Coding region: 139-855 (238 amino acids)
Source: RefSeq, a predicted model, not a curated record
AAGCCGCCGUACAAUUCCUCUCACAUCGGCCCCAUUCCUCUAUAAAGUUCUCACAGUCUCCUCUUCCCUCAUAGCAUAAUCCUUUUUCUUCAGUAUCUCUUCCACUAUCCAGUUCCCCCAAAGCGGUACCACAUCAUCAUGAAGCUCUCCAUCCUUCCCUUGGCGGCUCUCGCCCCUCUGGUGGCUGCGCAUUUCAAGCUCGAGUACCCUACGAGCCGCGUACGCAACACCGACACCAUGCCGAACUUCCCUUGCGGAGACUCAGCCCAGACCUCCAACCGCACUCAAAUCUCCAUGUCUGCCGGCUCUUUCCCUGUGGCACUGUCCAUGGGCCACUCCCAGACCGCCGUGACGGUCCUCCUCGCCCUGGGAACCGACCCCGGCACCAACUACAACAUCACCCUGCACAAGACCUUCGAGAUUGAGGGCCUGGGCGCAUUCUGCCUUCCCCACGUCACCUUCGAUGAGUCCAUCCUCGGCACCAACAUCACCGAUGGUAUGAACGCCACCCUGCAGGUGCAGAGCAACGGCGAUCCCAGCGGCGGUCUCUAUGCUUGCGCCGACAUCCAAUUCUCCUCGACCGUAUCCUACGAUGAGCCUUCGACCUGCUCGAACAACACCGGCGUCAAGGCUAUCGAGUUUACCGGCGCCGCCGCCGAGCGGACCGCCAACGAGUCCACCCCCACCGGUGGUGCGCAGGAUGGCUCGUCCAGCAGCAGCAGCGGCAGCAGCUCUUCUUCCUCCUCCAGCGGCUCGAGCAGCACCGCUACUUCUACCGGUGCCGCUGUCCCUCUUCAGACCGCUGCUUGGGGCAUGCUCGGCGCCGCAGUCGUCGGUGGUCUUGCUGUCCUGUGAACCUAACGACGGUUCCUAGUUUGAUUCAUGGGAGGUAUUUCCCAUGGUGGUGAGGAGGCGGAGGUGAAAAAGAAAAAGCGGAGACGAUAAAAAGCAACAAUGACAUUUUCGAAGGAUGAUCAUGAUUGAUGAAUGAUUCCCACCCUUGACUUCGCCUGUUUAUACUGCGAAUGUAUUGCACUUGUACAUACUUAAUAGCUGUGCGUUGAUUCGAGCGCCUUCAAUAUGCAGACG